Messenger RNA from Venturia canescens, 345 nucleotides. It is a transcript of the gene l(3)87Df, whose product is annotated as lethal (3) 87Df. The record is from RefSeq and is a predicted model, not a curated record. Bases 1 to 345 code for a protein of 114 amino acids. NCBI's taxonomy places the organism in Eukaryota, Metazoa, Arthropoda, Insecta, Hymenoptera, Ichneumonidae. Gene Ontology annotation, biological process: mitochondrial respiratory chain complex IV assembly. The transcript has a single exon. Gene Ontology annotation, cellular component: mitochondrion; mitochondrial inner membrane.
AUGGCGGACGAGGAGAACGAGCUGGACCGGCCUGUGAUUGUGUUUGGGCGAGACCUUCGAAAAAUUCCGUGCGCCAGAGACAGUUUGCUAUACGGUAUCGGGAGCGGUUUAGGCGGUGGAUUGAUAGUCUUUAUGUUGACGAGCAAACCUCGAUACGCGGCUCACAGUAUGAUGGGAAUAUUCAGCUGCGUUACCCUGAGUUGGUUCGUCGUGUGUCGUCACAGAUGGGCAACUCAAAAAUUCAACAUGGGCCAGAUCUUUUCGGCUACGAGGGAUCAACUGCGAGAUGACCAUCCUGUUAAAACUGGUGAAAAAGAAAAGGACAUUGAAUUAGUCAAUGUCUAG